GUUGUUAUGAACUCCGCUCUGUCAUUGGCAUCUGAUCUCGGCGUCCUUCGUGGCAACUGAUUCCCAGAUUAUUGAUAUUAUUGAUUGUUGGAUACAUCGAUUGAUCGUCUGCUUCUCCCAUCAUUCAGGUUUGACCCUUGUUAUCACACUGUGGUUUGUGUUCAGUAUGUCUUGUGUUCAUUACAGGUUUCAGAGUCGACUCACCUACGACUCGCUCCAGUUUGAUGGCCUCAACAUCACUGUGGGAGAGCUGAAGCGGCAGAUCAUGAGGCGCGAGAGGCUGAAGUUCUGCCAGCUGAAGAUCAGCAAAGCCCAAACUGAUGAAGAAUACACAGAUGAUGAUGCUCUCAUCCCCAAAAACACAUCGGUCAUCAUCAGACGGGUCCCUGCGGCUGGACUGAAGUCCUCCAACAGAAGAUUUGUUGGACAUCAAGCUGGAUUAUCAGCUAAAUCUUCUCAAACAGGUGAUUCUUCACUCCUCUCACUGGAGCAGCUGUUGAAGACUGAGAAUCUGGCUGAGGCAAAGGCAUCAGAGGAGGACAAGCUAAAAGCGGUGAUGUACCAGUCCAGUCUGUGCUACUACUCCAGCAGGUGAGCGUUCAGACACUGACAGGUUUGGUUUGUGAGAAAUGUUAGAGCUGAUUCUCAUGGUUCUGAUGUUCAUCAGUGAGGCCAUGACACUGCUUGGGCUUCUUCCACCCAACUAUGUCUGCUUUCACUGUGGGAUCCCAGGACACCACAUUAGGCACUGCCCCUCUAAAGGGGUAACUGGGUUUUCUAAGCUUAUGGUUGCUGUGAACUUGAGCUCUUGUCUCCAUCAGUCAGAUUGUUUGCUCUGUCGUUUGACUGUCACUCAUGAAUUCACAGGGCAGCAGCUCUGCUCCGCUUAAGCGCAUCCGGAGGAGCACAGGGAUUCCCCGCAGCUUCCUGUUGGAGGUGGACGACCCAAACCGAAAGGGAGUCAUGAUGGACGGCAGCGGCAAAUACGUCAUUCCCAUCAUAGACGCUGAGGCCUAUGCUGCUGAGAAGAAAAAGAGGCCGUCCUUCUCCUGCCAGACCAAGCCGCUGCCCUCCUCUUCCUCAGCUGGUGCAGCAUCUUCAGUCCAGGACGCCAGAGGGAAACGUUCCCGCUCCCCAUCUCCACCAGAGACGCACGGCGACCAGAAGAGACCACGUCACUGAGAGACCUUCACCCAAGAGACCUGGAGCCGACGUGAGCACAGUGUAUAUAUUGUACAUAGUUUAUGAAUAAAACUGAAUAAAGAUUAUAGCAGCA
Molecule: messenger RNA, 1276 nt
Organism: Danio rerio (zebrafish)
Lineage: Eukaryota; Metazoa; Chordata; Actinopteri; Cypriniformes; Danionidae
Source: RefSeq, a predicted model, not a curated record